Messenger RNA from Hydra vulgaris (swiftwater hydra), 2464 nucleotides. Its product is annotated as NACHT, LRR and PYD domains-containing protein 3. Gene Ontology annotation, cellular component: cytoplasm. Gene Ontology annotation, molecular function: protein binding. Gene Ontology annotation, biological process: signal transduction. The record is from RefSeq and is a predicted model, not a curated record. Lineage: Eukaryota; Metazoa; Cnidaria; Hydrozoa; Anthoathecata; Hydridae.
CAUCAAAAUGGAACAAUAUAGUUCACAUCUGAAUGUAAAUAAUAACAUUCUUCAAAGCCAAAAGUUUAGAUUAAAUUUUAGUGAAAGCGUUGGAGUAAAUUGGAGAACACUUGGUCGUAGAUUAAAUAUUGAAGACAAUUAUUUAGACAUGAUUGAUCAAGAGAAUAAUAAAAUUGAUGCAAAAGCUUAUUCAAUGUUAACUUCAUGGAUCCAAAUGAACAAUAAUCCAACACUUGAGGAGUUAAAAACAGCUUUGAGGAACAUGAAGAGAAUGGAUCUAAUAAGAAAAAUAGACGAAUUUACAAAAACUUUAAAUUUACAAGAAAGUUCUUCCAGAUUUUCUGCCAACAAAGAUAUAUCUGAGAUAUGCACAGCACUUAAAAGUCAUUAUCUUACAAAUUAUGCAAAAAUAAAUGAAAUUCAACCACCAUUAAAAUCACCUGCAAAUGUUGAUCUAAUGCAUAAGUUUGUUGAUCUAUGUAUUGUUGAUGCCGUUAAUACUCAAAUAGAUGGUGCUUAUAGUGUUGAGCGAAAGAAAUUUCUUGAAAAGCAAUUGCGUUAUACACCCAUUCCAUAUAGUGAAGUUUUUAUGAAAGAAAAAUCUGUAAUAUUAAUAUCUGGAAUAGCUGGUAUUGGAAAAACAUGGUUGCUUAGAAAAUGUUUGCUUGAUUGGUCAAAUGAUCGAAUUUGGAAAAAUGUUAAACUUGUGUUUUAUUUGGAAUGCAGGAUGUUAAAUCAAUAUCAAAAUAUUUCAAGUAUUAAUGAAUUACUAAAUAUUUUCUACAAAGAUAUUAUAAAUGAUUUUAGUAUAAUUAAUCAUCAUGCGCUGUUUAUAAUUGAUGGAUUAGAUGAGUUUAAAUAUUUUAAUGAAUUAAUAAAUCACAGUUCGAGUUGUAAUUAUCCAAUUGUUAAAACUUUAACCGAAAUUCAAAAAUACAAAUAUGUAGUUGCUGGUAGAGUUUAUGCAAUUGAUCAAUACCAAAGUAUAUCUACAGAGCAUAGUGAUAAGUUAACCAUUCAAAUAAUGGGAUUUAAUGAAAAUGGAAUAAAUAAUUACAUAGAAAAUAAUGUUUUAGAAGAAAAAAAAUAUGUUGUGAAAGCAACAUUAAAGGAAUCUCCAAUUGCAAAAGCCAUGUCGUCAGUUCCAUUUUAUUUAUCUUCCAUGUGUAAGAUUAUUAGUGACUCAAAAAAAGUAGAUAAUUCUUUUUUAACAAUGACAGAUUUGUAUGCAAAUAUUUUUUUAUACUUUUUGCAAAAACACAUCAUCAAAAGCAAUGAAUUGAUUUAUCAGAUAAUGGAAAGCGACUCCAAUAAAAAAUAUAUUUUAAAUAUUUGUAAAAUUGCAUAUCGAUUGUUUGUUGAAAAUAAAGUAAUUUUUUCCAAAGAAGAUAUAAAAACUUUUAUCAAUGAUUUUGAUGAAAAUAAUGAUAAUUUUUUUGGAUUUAUAGAAAGAAUUGAAACAAAUCUAGGUUAUUACUAUCAAUUUGCACAUCUAACAGUAAUGGAGUUUUGUGUAUCAGUAUAUACAUAUAAUUGUUUAAGUAGUGAAGAGAUUAUGGCUGAUAAAAGACUAAAGAGUUGUUUAUCAAUGAUUUGUGGAUUAACUAAUAAAAGUCAAAAUAGUUUAUUAAAAUUUCUUGUUAACCUGAAUCCUUCAAAAAAAUCUUUAUUUUCUAAACUGAUUUUGUUUCAUAAUCGUUAUUCUUCAAAAAAAGCUUAUGAAGAUCAUUUAUUUUUAUUUUCUAUUUUAGGUCGUCUAAUUAAAUUAUAUCGUCAAAGUCGUGAGAAAUACGAUGAACAACUCGAAUCUUAUUACAUUAAUUUAUUCAUUGAAUGUUUUUAUGAAAGUCAGUCAUCAUUUACUGACGAAAUAAAAUUAAUUGUCGAUGAACGAAAGUGGCAGAUUUCGAUUAAAGAUGGAAAAACUACUUACGAAACUUCUUGUGAAAAUUAUUUCGUAAAUUGUUACAUAAAAUCAGGAAGAAAGUUAUCGUGGUUACGUGUUGAUAAAAAUAUUUUAAGUGAUGAAGAAAAAAAUAUUUUAAUUCAAUGUUCAUCAAAUGUUCGCAUUGUCUACUUUUGGUGUCCAAUUAAAUUUGAAGGAUGGAAACCGAAAGAUGAGAUUGAAAUCUUGUGGAUAUCCAUCUCACGUUUUUUAUUAACGAAAAAAGAUUUUGAAGAAAGUUUUCUUCCGUGGAUUAAUCUUUGUAAAGAAUUAAAUCUUUUCCUUCACGACCAUAUCGAUUUCAUUGAAGAGAUUUAUGAAUGGAUUCGUUGUUCGAAUAUCAAGAGGUUAUCGAUCAACUUCCGUCGAAAAAAUUUUAAUAACCUUAAUGAAUUAAAUAACUUCAUAACACUGAAAAACGUUUAAUAUCUUAAUAUAUAAACAAUAAUUAAUAAAUUAUAUAAAUAAUAUUUAAUUUAUUAUUUUACAAACAUACAUGUUUUAAAAUAUAAAAGUUAA